AAAAAGACAUUGCAUUGAUUCAUGAAAUAUAUUUGUGUGUUAUUGGAUUUGAGAAAGUAAGAUGCCGUCACGAGGAGACAUAAACUUGAGAGAUACUCCUAAAGUACACGAGAAGAUAAAACAUCGACAGGACAUGGGAAAAAUAUUCUUCUCUUUUGAAUAUUUUCCUCCCAAAACUCCAUCCGGUGUAGAUAACCUUUAUGAUCGAAUUGACCGCAUGUCUCGAGUAGAACCACUAUUUGUCGACGUGACUUGGGGUGCAGGUGGUUCAACAUCUGACUUGACACUGGAAAUCAGCGGUAACAUUCAGCGCUAUUUCGGUUUAGAUGUUUGUAUGCACUUGACCUGCACAAAUAUGCCUUCAGGGAAAGUGGAUGACGCACUCAAUGCUGCGAAAGAAAGAGGAAUACGAAAUAUUGUUGCUUUACGAGGGGAUCCUCCAAAAGGAGAGGAAUGGCAUAGCAUCGAAGGAGGAUUUGAACACGCUGUAGACCUUGUAAGACAUAUACGUAAGAGUUUUGGAGAACACUUUAGUAUAUGUGUUGCUGGAUAUCCAGAAGGUCACCCUGCUGGCUUACUUGAAGGCAACUUGACCUACGAGCAGGAGUUGCAUUUCUUGAAAGAGAAAGUGGAAGCAGGAGGUAACUUUAUCAUCACGCAGAUGUUCUAUGAUACAGAUAGAUUUCUGCAGUUUGUUAAAGACUGUCGUAGUAUCGGUAUUGAGGUACCUAUCAUUCCUGGAAUAUUGCCUAUCCAGAACUACAAUGGUUUUGAAAGAAUGACAAAAUUCUGUAAGACUCAUGUGCCGGACGAAGUUUUGAAAGCAUUACAGCCUAUCAAGGAUGAUGAUGCAGCUGUAAAAGAGUUUGGUAUUCGACUGGGAAUAGAUAUGUGUCGAAGGAUACUGCACAGUGGUCUUGUACCUGGUAUUCAUUUUUACACGUUAAAUCUUGAAAAGGCUGUUAUGUCCAUUAUUGAAGGCCUAGAUAUGAUUCCUAAGAAUCAAUCCAUUCGUUCUUUACCAUGGAGACCUGCUACUAUUGAUCGUCGUAGACAUGAAGAUGUUCGACCAAUCUUUUGGUCCAACCGUCCAAAGUCGUAUAUUUCAAGAACGGAAGGUUGGGAUGAGUUUCCAAAUGGUCGCUGGGGUGACAAUCGUUCACCUGCUUUUGGAGAACUUACGGAGCACCAUCUGUUGGGAAGCGGCGGUUUUCGUUCCAAAGAGGAAAAGGAAGCCUUGCAUAGGGCCUAUGGAGAGUUGAAAAAUUUUUCGGACGUUUCCAAUAUAUUUCUUCGAUACCUGAGUGGUGAAGUAAGUCGACUUUUAUGGAGUGAAUCGGAUGGUUUGGCAAAGGAAACUAUGAUAAUUAUGGAACCGCUGAAAUGGUUGAACAAGCACGGAUUAUUUACUAUUAAUUCUCAACCACGAGUCAAUGGAGUUCCUUCUAGCGAUAUUGUAUUUGGAUGGGGAGGACCAGGAGGUUAUGUUUAUCAAAAAGCAUAUAUUGAGUUCUUUGCUAAGAGAGAGGUAGUUGAAGCUCUGAUAGAAGCCUCCAAGUCGUAUCCUUUGAUUACAAUAUUUGCUGUUAGUUCUAAAGACAGCGAAUUAUUAACCAAUACCAAAAAUUUGUCCAGUGCUAAUGCUGUAACAUGGGGUGUGUUUCCUGACAGGGAAAUCAUACAACCAACUGUUGUUGAUCCUUACAGUUUUUUGGUAUGGAAAGAAGAAGCAUUUUCAAUAUGGACAGAAUUGUGGGGUCGACUUUAUGAGAAAGAUUCCACAAGUCAGCAAAUUUUACGUCAUAUUCACGACAACUUUAUGUUGGUAAAUGUGGUUGAUAACGACUACGUUGCCGGAGAUAUCUUCCGCCUGUUUGACGAUGUUGUUCCAAAGUUUAGUCUUCAUGAUACUGAACUAGUAGCAAAUCAUGUUUCUUAACUAUGUGCUGUGUUUGGUUAUAAAAGUAUGAUUGUUUGUCUUGGAGAGAACAACUGCCCCGUUAGACUGGAAUAGAAUCGUUGAAUCAAAUGCUUAAUAGAUAAAUACAUUUCGUUUCUC
Molecule: messenger RNA, 2059 nt
Organism: Galdieria sulphuraria
Lineage: Eukaryota; Rhodophyta; Bangiophyceae; Galdieriales; Galdieriaceae
Product: methylenetetrahydrofolate reductase (NADPH)
Exons: 2
Coding region: 62-1939 (625 amino acids)
Biological process (GO): tetrahydrofolate interconversion
Cellular component (GO): cytosol
Molecular function (GO): FAD binding; methylenetetrahydrofolate reductase [NAD(P)H] activity
Source: RefSeq, a predicted model, not a curated record